AUGGGUUCAUCAUCAAUAGUGAAUUCAUGGACAGAAUGGGGUACAUUAGAACUUAUAUGCGUAGGCACAGCUGAAGGUAUGUGCUAUCCCGAUGAAACUCCUUCGUACCCAUGGCAUACGGGAUCCUCUAAUAUGCGUCCGUAUAUUCGUGCAAUUUCUGGUCGACGACCUCGUCGUUGUAUCGACCAAGCACAAGCUCAGUUGGACAAUCUUACCGAAUUACUCCGGGCUGAAUCGAUCGUAGUUGCAAACUCUAUGGAUGAAAUAUUCGACAACAAUAUCGCACAAGUUAUGACUCGAAAACAAUCAUCAAUAGGUCCUAAUACAUUAGAAAAUACUAAUGGGAAAAUUAUCCAGAAGAGCAAGAUUGAUGUGUGCCGACCAUUAAAGGCAUCGGAGGAGGAGCCGCUUUGUUUUAAUCAUCAGCUAUCUACACCACAUUUCAAAUCUCAAUAUCAGUUUGGUCUAGCAUGUCCACGGGAUGUUUUGAUUACGCUAGGUGACACAGUGUUAGAAGCACCGACAUCUGUUCACACCAGAUAUUUUGAAUCUGAAUAUUAUAAACCACUUCUUUAUUCAUUAUGGAAACGUGAUUCGAAUAUGAAAUGGCUUCAACCACCAAAACCAACAUGUUCACCAAUAAAAAUGUUCCAUGACGUGGAUUUCUGGGAAAAACUAAAUACAAAGGAUUAUAAUAAAAUAACUUUUGCUAACAGUGGUUAUAAGACAAAUCUAAAUGAAAAUGAAAUUGCUUUUGAUGCUGCUGAUAUGAUGCGUAUGGGAAAGGAUGUGUUCUAUAAAAAAUCUGCAUCAGCAAAUAAUGAAGGUUUAUAUUGGCUACGUCGUACAUUUCCUCAUCUUCGUUUUCACAUGUUGCAUUUUCCAACUGAUGGUAGUUAUCACUUGGAUGCUUCUCUCGUACCAUUACGACCGCCAACGUCAGGCUCACAUGGUCUUGUACUUAUUAAUCAAGAUUAUCCGCCAUUAGCAAGUGAAAUGAAGCUGUUCACUGAUAACGAUUAG
Messenger RNA from Adineta steineri, 1023 nucleotides. NCBI's taxonomy places the organism in Eukaryota, Metazoa, Rotifera, Eurotatoria, Adinetida, Adinetidae. The record is from the annotation of a GenBank genome assembly.